Messenger RNA from Trichomonas vaginalis G3, 684 nucleotides. RefSeq names its product zinc ion binding protein family. The transcript has a single exon. The coding region runs from base 1 to 684 and encodes 227 amino acids. The record is from RefSeq and is a predicted model, not a curated record. NCBI's taxonomy places the organism in Eukaryota, Parabasalia, Trichomonadida, Trichomonadidae.
AUGAACAUUUUAUGUUAUUAUCGUGAUUGCACAGAAGAAGAUGCUGCAAAAAUGUAUAAAGAGCACAUUAUUGAUAAAAUUCAAGAUCAAUUGGAAUUUAAUCAAUACUUUACACGUCAGUGGGACAUUCAUAAACAACAGUGGAUAGCCGCUGCCAGACCAAAUGAAUUAACCGUUGUGAAUAACGUUUCUGAAUCUUUAUUUAAAAAGAUAAAAUAUCACGAUUUUGGCUGCGUUAAAAAUCAAAGAAUUGAUGUUUUUGUCAAAAAUCUUUUAGAAGAAGUUGCACCCAAUUACUUUUAUCGUAUUAAAAACAAUUUACUUCAAACAGGUUUUAUUCCUUCAAUUAGAAUUCGCGAGCCUCGAUUGACAGAUUAUAAAACAAAAUUGAAAAGAGAAGUUCAAUCACGUUUAUACCAAGUAUUAAAUUUUGUUCAGAAUCAAGAAGCCAAUUUGAAUCCAUUAAGAUUUUUAUUGGAAAAUGCUGAAGAAAAACUUUCUCAAAUAAAUGAGAAGAUACAAAAUUCAAUUACAUAUUUAAGAUCGUUUGAAAUUCCAAAUGAAUUGUUAGAUACGUAUAUGUUAGAAAUUAAUGAAUUUUGUUAUAAUUCUCCAGGUUAUAUUUUAGAACAUUUCGAAGAAUUUUUGGAGGAUUUCAAAGAAAAGAAUAAUUUAAUAGACUAA